AUGCGAGGGAAUUCCAUUUACCGCGUGGGGAUCACAAGUGGCCCUGCAAGACGACCGAAUCCAGCAGCUAGUCUUGCGUCGAGACGUUUACCGUCCAAGGGCCAUGUUAUACGGAGAGGAUUGUUAACAGAGAGCUAUGCUCGUGGUCCAUCAGAGCCUCCUUUGAUUGAAUCCACCGUUGGAGAUCACUUUGCCACUAUUGUUAAGCAAUAUGGAGAUCGGGCAGCAGUUAUAUCCAAGCAUCAGAACGACAGAUUGACCUAUGCCUCUUUAGAUGCCAAAAGCAAUGCCAUGGCACGGGGCUUGGAGUCGCAGGGAGUGCGGACUGGCGAUAGAGUCGGUGUCAUGCUGGGGAAUUCCAUUGAAUACGCUAUUGCGACCUACGCAUUGUUCAAGCUGGGGGCUAUUCUGGUACCGAUCAACUUGUCCUUCAAUGCAAACCAAGUAGUCGCUGCUCUUAGCCACCUCGGUGCUAGCCAUCUGAUCAUCAGCUCGGAAUCCAACUUACCACGAAAAGAACCUCGAAAUAACAUCCCACUCCUCAAGCAUCUCGUGCAGGACCUCUCCAGCUCUACUUUAGAGUCUGAAUUGAUUCCCACGCUGAAAAAAGUCAUCUACAUCGACAACUCAUCUGGCCGCGUCGACGCCUCUGGUUAUCGAUCUCUUACUCCAUAUUCAUUAAUCAUGUCAGAACUCACCGCAGAUGGUCUCCCAUUAUCGCCUCGCAACCUCUCUCCACAUGAUAUCGUGAAUAUCCAGUUUACAUCAGGGACAACUGCCAUGCCCAAAGCAGCAUGUCUAAGUCACAGAUCCAUCGUGAAUAACGGUUCUCAUAUCGGUGAUCGAAUGCGUCUCACGCCGGAGGAUAUCGUCUGCUGUCCACCGCCACUCUUUCAUUGCUUCGGCUGUGUAUUGGGAUACAUGGCGACGGCAACCCACGGCUCAGCCAUCGUUUUCCCGGCAGAGUCAUUCAAUGCAAAGGCUGCUCUACAAGCAGUGCAGGAGGAGAAGUGCACAGCACUUUACGGAGUCCCCACGAUGUUCCUCGAGCAGCUUGGUCUCAUACAGAGUGGCGAGGUCUCACAUGAGGGAUUCCAACACCUGCGCACCGGGAUCGCAGCCGGUAGCACUAUCCCCGCAGAGCUCAUGAAGAGACUACACAAAGUACUGAACCUCACUGAAUUGACAAUCUGCUAUGGCAUGACCGAGACGAGUCCCGUUUCCGCCAUGACUACGACAGAUGACCCAAUCGAUAAGCGGGUCAACACUGUGGGCAGAUUGAUGCCACAUGUCGAGGCCAAGGUUGUUGACCCAGCUGAUAAAUCAAAAAUUCUCCCCAUUGGCACACGAGGUGAGCUGGCAGUGAGCGGAUACCUUCUAAUGAAGGGAUACUGGGACGACGCCGAUAAGACAGCCGAAGUUAUGAUCCCCGACGCUGAUGGAAAGGUCUGGAUGCAUACCGGAGACGAAGCAUCCCUCUCACCCGACGGAUACAUUUCCAUCACAGGCCGAAUCAAAGACCUCAUAAUCCGCGGCGGAGAAAACAUCCACCCACUGGAAAUCGAGAACUGCCUUCUAGCCCAUCCCGGUGUGGCAGAUGUAUCUGUUGUCGGUGUCCCGGAUGAAAGAUACGGAGAGGUUGUUGCUGCUUUUGUGAUUACUCGGGAUCUUGACCCGAAGACGAUGACCGAUGAGCAGAUCAAGAAAUGGGUUGAUGAGCGAUUGAGCCAUCAUCUUGUCCCGAAAUACGUCUUCUUCCUCCCACCAACAGACUCAUUCCCCAAGACUGCAAGUGGCAAGAUUCAGAAAUUCAAACUCAAGGAUUGUGCAGUCAAAACCCUGAAUGAAGGGAACGGCCCCUAUCCGACUUUGCAGUAA
This is a messenger RNA of Aspergillus wentii DTO 134E9, 1878 nucleotides long. Its product is annotated as putative AMP-binding enzyme. The record is from RefSeq and is a predicted model, not a curated record. The transcript has 7 exons. Gene Ontology annotation, molecular function: medium-chain fatty acid-CoA ligase activity. The coding region runs from base 1 to 1878 and encodes 625 amino acids. Gene Ontology annotation, biological process: fatty acid metabolic process. Lineage: Eukaryota; Fungi; Ascomycota; Eurotiomycetes; Eurotiales; Aspergillaceae.